AUGAAGAUCGAAACACCGGCUGAUCCACAGUCUUCCUCAUCCUCAUCCUCGAGCUGUAAGAGGAAGGCAGAGGACAGCCUGAUCUCACACUCGUGUCAGAAGAGACUGAAACUACAGCAAAUCCCACAGGAUGUGCUGACGGUGAAGGAUGUGUGUGAUCUGAUCAAGUAUGUCACACUCAGACGCUCUCACAGUGUGAAGAAGCCCAGCUGGUUCAGCGUCAGUGAUGAUGCGCGUGUGUCCCGCGUGAGCGUGAUGAUCCUGGACGGACUGACGCAGAGUCACUUCUACAGAUACUUCAGUCACUUCACACACCUCAGCAGCCGAUACAGCUCACAGCCGAUACAGCUCAGUGAGUCACACACACACACACACACACACACACACCUCAGCAGAUACAGCUCAAGAUGGACUCUGACGCCCUCGUCAUGUGACCCGCUGACCUCUGACCUCCUCAGCAGUGAGGUCGCAGUAGAUGCGCGCGCGCCACUGCCAGCUGCGCUGAUGUGGCAUCCUGUGAUUCGCCGCUUCGGUUCGAGCGUUACGGGGCUGAGCAACUUCCUGUUGACCAAGCAGGAAAUGAUCAAACACAACUUCCCUUCGAAGGGUGGGCGGGGCUGUGAGGGGUUCGUGAGCACCGAGAGCGACGGGUGUGUGACCGACGGGAGUCCUCUGUUCGGCCUGGACUGUGAGAUGUGUCUGACGUGUGUGGGGUUAGAGGUCACGCGUGUGGCGCUGGUGGAUGAAGCUGGACACUGUGUGCUGGAUGAGCUCGUCAAACCACCAAACCCCAUCAUCGACUACUGCACCAGGUUCUCCGGCAUCACUCACCGGGCCCUGGCGCCGGUCUCCACGGUUCUGUCAGAUGUUCAGGAGAAGCUCCUGCAGAUUCUGCCGUGUGACGCCGUGCUGGUCGGACACUCUCUGGAAGCAGACCUGCGCGCCUUACACAUGAUCCAUCCUCACGUCAUCGACACGUCUCUGCUGUACCGGCAAGACUUCGGCCGCAGGUUCAAACUCAAGAUCCUGGCUCAGGUCAUCCUGGACCGGGAGAUCCAGUCGGAGAACCGCAGAGGUCACGACCCCUGUGAGGAUGCUCUGGCCGCUCUUCAUCUGGCUCAACACUUCAUCAGGAAGGGACCCCGAGAGGUGGUUGAGGGUCAUCUGGAUGACCUGUGGGAUGUUCCUGAGGUCGAUGUCUCGGAUCAGCAGGUCUCGUCUGAUCAUCGCUUCAGCUCUCUCCGCUUCGGCCACGCCCUCUACGGCUCCGGCCAAUCAGCAGUGUUCCUGGGCGGAGCUGUGGAGACCAGCGGCUCAGCGGCCAAUCAGUGCAGGAGACAGCAGUGCUCCAGUGACCGAGAGGUGGUGUGUGUGUUCAGACGGCUGGUUCAGUUGUACUCGCUCAGUGUGCUUCGGUUAUCAUCAUUCAGCAACACACUGAAUCAAACGACAGCGGCGGGACGACACGAGCACCUGGAGCAGGUGUGUGAGGGUCUGAGGCAGAUGUGUGUGUUAUAUGUCGGCCCACUGCCCGCCGACAGCACAGAGAGAGACGUACACACACUCCUGAAGCACUGCGGACGCCUGCGGACCAUACGCCUGCUGCAACACACACACGGGGUUGAUGCUGAGGUGGUGUUUGAGCAUCUUGAAGGAGCUCAGCUCGCACUACAACUUCUGAAUGGACACCAGAUCAACGGCUGCACUAUCAAGGUCCGGCGGCCCGUACACGAGCUCUGUCUGGAUCUGGACCAGCGUGUCUCUGAGCGUCAGGACGACCCUCUCAACGGUCACAUGAUCUACGUGUGUAACCUGUCCACUAAACCCCGUCGCCAUGACGACCAGCUCCAGACCUUCACACAGUUCGGCCCCGUUCAGCAGAUCAGCAGCGCCGCGGUGCAUGCUGGGAAACGCCCCAGACACGCCCUCAUCAAGUUCGCGUGUGCUGACAGCGCUCAGGCCUCAGUGGGCGUCGCCCUUCAGAUCCGCAACAGGAAGCUGUCAGUCUGUCACGCUCUGACUCCGCCCCACAUGACCUCAUGGACACACACACACCCCGUUACUACGGAAACCAGCCCAGAGCAGGGGGAGGAGUGUGAGGAGUCAUGUGACCUCCAGGAGGCGGUGCUGGAGCGCCGGAUGAAGAAGCUGGACGGGAGAGUGGGGAAAGUGUAUCGGGCGCUGGAGAGAAACUGCCUGAGCAUCGUCAUCCUGCCUGGAGCCAGGAGUGCGGGAGUGGAUCACCUCGGCCUCUGCUUCCUUCAGAUCAAACAGACGUGACUCCGCCCAGCUCGCCUGUGAUUGGCUGAAGGGAUUUGUGCUUUUAUAUCACACUUUUACUGUUUAAAUACUGCUGAGAAUAAAGAGUUUUACACACUUCUCCUGGA
This is a messenger RNA of Pimephales promelas (fathead minnow), 2387 nucleotides long. NCBI's taxonomy places the organism in Eukaryota, Metazoa, Chordata, Actinopteri, Cypriniformes, Leuciscidae. The record is from RefSeq and is a predicted model, not a curated record.